CAUAUUACACAAAGACUACGUCAUCCAUGACCAACUAAACUCUGAAGCGUCGUUGCUCAGCGAAAAUACAACUCAUUGUGAAGAGGCGCACGCGCCCAAGUUGAAUUUUUGAUUUCGGAAUGUAGCAAAAGCAAGCACGAAGAUAAUGAACGUCUUUCAACUUGUGAGCUGGAAUUCCUACGUGGUAGACUGAAAAAUUCUUCGUGACAUCAACUCAUGCUAAAAGGAGGGCCUCUAAUGGUCUAACAUUAACAAUGUUGACCGGAAAGCGAUCACUGAUGCGCCUAUAAAAUGAACGCUAUGCUUUGUUUUAAAUUCAAACACAUAACGACUUGUGGCUCAAACUGUGUUCAAUUGUCAAAGAAGGAGCGCAGCAACAUCGAGUAGCAUUCAAAAUCCACUAUCAGCAAUAUAAUCAUGCCUAAAACUAAAGGUUUUCACAACGUUGUCAUCGUGGGUGACAGCAAGGUUGGUAAAACAUGUUUACUAUACGCGUACAAAGACGGUAAAAUGCCUCAAGAAGAGAAAAUUCACGAUUUCCUUCCAACCUUUUCUCGAAAAGUCAAAGUUGACGGUCGCAAGAUGGAGUUAGGGAUUUGGGACACCUCCGGAGAUUCGCAAUACGAUGGUUUACGAAGACUCGCAUACCCGAGUGGUGAUGUCUUUGUCCUAUGCUAUUCGGUGGAUAAUCGCCAGAGCUACGAGAAUAUCCCGAAAAAGUGGCUUCCGGAAUUGAGAAAAUUGGGGCGACCAAACGCACCUGUAGUUGUGGUAGGGUUGAAACAGGAUUUAAGACCACGUACCAGUCUGAUGCCGAGUUCGAAUGGUGGCACAGAUGGAACGAGCACACGUGACCAUUUUGUAGCGUACGACGAAGGUCUUCAACUAGCCAAUGAGGUUCGAGCGUGGGGUUUUCUUGAAUGCACGGCACGCAGAGAGGAUAGCGCUUGCAAUGUUUUCGGAGAGGUGGCCGGGGCCAUUCUAAAACAGGAGAAAGAAAGAAAGGGAUCCAAGUAACAUUUGCUAAAAAAUGAUGGCAUGCUUGCUGCUUAUUCAUGUAUAUAUAACUUUCUAUUAUAAUACUAGCAUUUUUUACUAUGAAGGAAUUACGAUGUAUGUUUUCAAGUUUCCGUUGCCUUUUGCAACGGCCAUCGACAGAGACGUAACUAGAGCUCCUCAACAUUAGAAAGGCGGCGAGGAAUAAAGUCACCCGGCUAAAGGGCGGCAUUUUGUAUAUUAUUGCAAAUUAAAUCGCCUUGAAUUUCAAUUAUCUUCAAAAGACUUUCUUGUCCCAGCGAGUUCUAAAGUUGAAUCCGACCUGGAAGUUUAGAAGUUUUUAUGGUUUAUUGAAUUUAAUUUAUUUCUGUUAAUUGCAACAGUUGUAAUAGAUUUUAAUUUAUUUUAUUUACAUUUAAUAUAUAUUUCAUUCAAUAUUCCAUAUUUAAUUAUCCAAACUUGAGUAAAUAUGCAUAUAUUACAUUCAA
This is a messenger RNA of Xenia sp. Carnegie-2017, 1484 nucleotides long. Its product is annotated as ras-like GTP-binding protein rhoA. Gene Ontology annotation, molecular function: GTPase activity; GTP binding. The record is from RefSeq and is a predicted model, not a curated record. Bases 418 to 1017 code for a protein of 199 amino acids. The transcript is spliced from 2 exons. Gene Ontology annotation, biological process: small GTPase-mediated signal transduction. NCBI's taxonomy places the organism in Eukaryota, Metazoa, Cnidaria, Anthozoa, Malacalcyonacea, Xeniidae.